GGCGAUAGUCACCUGGCCCGACAAAGAUUGUCGCCAGCCACUGAGCAUGGCCAUGUAAUAAGUAAUAACCACUCUUAGCAAGUGACGUGAAACACAACACCUUACCGACCACCACCACCUAUUUACCUCAUAACCGCACUCCUCCCUCAACCUCUCCAAUCCAUUCUUUAUCCUCAUUGAUUCAAACCCAUAUCUGCAAAUUUCCCCAAUCAUGGUUGGAUCCAAUGGGCGUUGGCCUUCUCAAUCCAUGUUGGACAAAGUAAGACAAAAGGUUGUAGAAAUGUCGGGCAGAGAUAGAGAGGAAGUAAGGUUUGCCGUAUCGCCUUAUAGGAUUUGUCCACUGGGAGCUCACAUCGACCAUCAGGGUGGAACUGUUACAGCUAUGACAAUCAACCAUGGUAUAUUACUUGGAUUUGUCCCCUCUAGCGAUGCUCAGGUUUAUCUACAGUCUGGACAGUUUAAAGGUGAAGUUAGAGUCAGAGUUGAUGAGGUUGUGCUUCCCAUUCACAUAGCUAAGUCAAGGGGUUUGUGUGUUGCAAAGGAUUUGUAUGAACCACAGAUUGAAGAAGCCAAGUGGGGAGACUACGUCAGAGGUGCUUUGUAUGCAUUACAAAAGAGCGGAAACCAUCUAACAAAGGGUAUCACCGGUUUUAUAUGUGGUUCUGGAGGUCUUGACAGUUCAGGUCUGAGCUCUUCAGCAGCAGUCGGUGUAGCAUAUUUGUUGGCUCUAGAAAGUGCAAAUAAUCUCUCCGUGUCUGCUACAGAAAAUAUUGAGUAUGAUAGAAUAAUUGAAAAUGAAUAUUUUGGUCUGGAAAAUGGCAUAUUGGAUCAAUCAGCCAUCUUGCUUUCAAGCCGUGGCUGUUUAACUUGUAUAAAUUGCAAGACCAGAGAGUACAAACAAAUACAACCCCCAACAUCACACGAUCAUCCGAAAACAAAGUUUCAAAGUGCAUACAAGAUAAUGUUGGCAUUCUCUGGCCUCAAACAGGCGUUAACAGCUAAUCCAGGAUAUAAUCGACGAGUCUCUGAGUGUCGGGAAGCCGCAAGAAUCCUAUUGAAGGCGUCAGGAAGUGAAAUAGCUGAACCUAUCCUCUCCGAUGUCUCACAAAAAGAUUAUGAAGCUCACAAGAAUAAAUUAGAAACGAACUUGGCCAGAAGAGCAGAGCAUUACUUCUCAGAAAAUAACCGAGUUGUCAAAGGAGUUGAGGCAUGGGCUUCCGGAAACAUUGAGGAGUUUGGGAAGCUUAUUACAGAAUCUGGUUUAAGUUCUAUCCAGAACUAUGAGUGUGGUUGUGAACCACUUAUACAACUUUACCACGUCCUGCUAAAGGCUCCCGGUGUAUACGGAGCAAGGUUCAGCGGUGCAGGGUUCCGAGGGUGCUGUGUUGCCUUGGUGGAAUCCGAAAGAGCAGAAGAAGCAGCGGCCUUUGUCAGGAACGAGUACCCCAAGCUCCAAAUGGAUUUGGUGACACACCUCAAACGGGAAAAUGCAGUCUUAAUAUGCGAUGCUGGUGAUUCUGCUCGAAUUAUCUGAUAAUGAUCCAAGCAGAGCAGCCAGCAGUUUGAGCUCCAUCCUCCUAUAUCGUAAUUCUCUUCCCAAGUGCCAAGAGCAGCAUAGUGCUGUUCUACAAAGCAGCAAAAAAGGUGCGCAGUGGAAAGACAGUUGUGGGGCGCCAAAAGCUGUCAAGUAUUUUUGUCUAAUUAAUCAAGGAAUAACCUAAUACUCCCCGCCUGUAUCUUAUUUUACUGUCUUUUUUACGAUCUACUCAUUAUUUAGUUGAUCAGUCUACCUCUUUUAGAAAUACAGCAGCUCGUCAGUAGUCGUCAAAUGCUUUGUACCUAGGAAAAAGUCAACUUGAUCAUUAAGCUGGAAAGUAGUACGUGUUCCCAUUAAAACGUCUAUUAAAAAGUCAAAUUCUAUUUAAUCAAUUGUGGAGUUGAUUUGAAGUUUCUCAUUGAUAUUUUAAUGCAAGA
Molecule: messenger RNA, 1974 nt
Organism: Cuscuta europaea
Lineage: Eukaryota; Viridiplantae; Streptophyta; Magnoliopsida; Solanales; Convolvulaceae
Source: the annotation of a GenBank genome assembly